Salvia miltiorrhiza (redroot sage) is the source of this 725-nucleotide messenger RNA. RefSeq lists its product as uncharacterized. The coding region runs from base 71 to 652 and encodes 193 amino acids. Lineage: Eukaryota; Viridiplantae; Streptophyta; Magnoliopsida; Lamiales; Lamiaceae. The transcript has 3 exons. The record is from RefSeq and is a predicted model, not a curated record.
UUUUCAAAAAAAAAAAUAGCGAUAGAAGCUUUCGAAAAAAAGAAAAAGAAAAAGCGAUAAUAUUGCAGCUAUGGCUAAUUCGUUGUUGUUUUGUGGCAUUGCUUUACUAACAAUGGUUUCAGUGAGCAGUCUGAGGUCCGGUGGCGGCGAUCCUCGACCGGAUAUAGACAAAGUGCCUGAAUUUGCGAGAUGGCUUGUCCGGCGUGCCAAGUUUGGCACUCUAGCGAUCGUGCAGAUGGUGGAGGUACCGGAGCCGUUCGGGUACAUCGCUUCUUACAGCGAUGGCGGCACCGGAAGCCCCUAUUUUUAUCUAUCCUCACUCGACCCGGCGGGGGCGUACGCGUCGACCAACACCGCGCUAGCUUGCCUCACGAUCAGUGAGGUGUUUAUCAAUGGCUGCGGCGGCGUGGAUCCGCAGUCGCCUGGCUGCGCCAAGGUCGCACUGACAGGACGGCUUCGUAUGCUCCCCGGAGACUCUGACGAGGGUGGCAUGGCCGAGGGCGCCUUAUUCCGCGACCACCCCGCCUUUGCCAGAUUCCCGAGGCAAAACGGCACUUUUGCCGUUUACAAGCUGGACAUCGAGAGAAUUUUCCUCGUCAAUAAGGCCGCGCCGGCGAGGGACCUCACGGUCGACGACUACUUCGACGCCUAGGCUAGCUAAGGGAGGCUGCCAUAUGUAAUAAUAUCACUAAUUAAUAUUAUCCAACUAACUUGCCUUGUUUUUA